UUCGUAUACAUGAUGUCUGCUCUGCUGUGUAGUCUGUGAUAACAUUUUUAAUUUUUAUAGUGGAUCCACAAUGUAAAGAAAAAUAGAAUUAUCUUCUCCACUUCGAUAUUGGAUGUUGGUACUAACCGGCUACCUCUUUUUUAUACCAUAAAGAAACAUUUCAAUGGCAGGAGUCAAUCGUUAUAAUCGUUAUAGAUCUAAUCGGGAAUCAUCAAAAAAUAAUAAAAUCCCUAACUAUUGGAUAAAUUGCCCUCCUAUAGCUACUUCGGGGAUAGCUAAUGCAUUUGUAGCAUUCAAAACACCAUUAGAUUAUAAAUAUGACAAUAAAUUAGCAAUCAAGAUGAGAUUCAAUCCAGAAAUGGUAUUUAAUCAUAUGUUUUCAUAUCAGCAAAGUAUUGGCUUAUGGAUUGAUCUCACAAAUACAACACGCUACUAUAGCAAAUUUGAAAUAAAAAAUAUGGGAUGUGAUUAUAUAAAAAUACCUUGUACUGGUCACGGAGAUUUACCUAAUCGAGAAGUAAUAGAAAUGUUCUUCAAUAUUUGUUCAAAUUUUCUAGAAAACAAUUUUUCACAGUUUAUUGGUGUUCAUUGUACUCAUGGUUUUAACCGAACAGGAUUUUUUAUAGUUUCUUAUUUAGUGGAAGUAUUAAAUUUUGAUGUUACGAGUGCGAUACGUCAUUUUGCAGAAGCUAGAUAUCCUGGUAUCUACAGACAAAACUAUAUAAAUGAGCUUUACAGACGGUAUUCAAAUGAAGCUCCUAUUUUGGCUCCAAAACCCUAUUGGAUUUCUUAGUUUGUAAAUUGGAAGAUUUACAAUUAUUGAGUAGAUGAUACUCACAAAAGAAGGUUGAGAACCAUAACCAGUUGUAAGCUAUUGACAUUAUAUUGUUGUCGCCUACAUUGCUCAAAAUCAUUGAUUAUAGAAUAGUCUAUUCUAUAAUCAUUGCUCAAAAUUAAAAAAAAAAAUUGGAAUUAUAUCUUAU
Molecule: messenger RNA, 983 nt
Organism: Melanaphis sacchari
Lineage: Eukaryota; Metazoa; Arthropoda; Insecta; Hemiptera; Aphididae
Product: mRNA-capping enzyme-like
Exons: 6
Coding region: 164-793 (209 amino acids)
Biological process (GO): dephosphorylation; 7-methylguanosine mRNA capping
Molecular function (GO): protein tyrosine/serine/threonine phosphatase activity; mRNA guanylyltransferase activity
Source: RefSeq, a predicted model, not a curated record